CCUUGCAUCAGCUGUUUACAUGGAGCUCUUCAGUUACAUCACAAAACCUUCAUCUCCGACUUUACCACGAACUCCACAUCAUCCAAUCACAGACAAGAAGUACUUGUUGACCCAAAAUGAGCACUGUGAUUGGCUGCAGCCGAAUCGUCCCUCCUCUGCGUCCCGAGAGAAGAGCUUUUUGUCAAAUCGCCCCGAGAGAGACGCUAAACUGAGGGCGGUGAUGGUCAGGACACGGACCGCAGCACAACACACACCAAACCCUCAUUUCAGGAUCAUGUCGAACGUCUCCGAUGUGAACUCCAGCAUCCCCGAAGUGGCGCAGCGCCUGCUGUGGUACCAGUUUGAGGCGUGUGCGGAGGCUCCUCACUGGUUUCUGCUGUACUACGGUGUGAAAGUGUUGAAUCUGGUGGCCGGAGUUCCCCUGAACGCUCUGGUGAUGUGGCAGAUCCUGAGGAAGAAGAGCGAGGGGUCCACAUCUGACAUCUUCAUCUUCAACCUCUCCGUCCUGGAUGCUUAUUUCGGGCUGAUGACGCCGGUGGAUCUGGCCAAUCGGCUCUACUUUAAUGAUGAUCAUAUCUGGUACUCGGUGAGGUUUGCGUACGGUCUGAAGGACACGACUCCGCUGUUCCUCACCUGUAUUUGUCUGGACAGGUAUGUAGCUGUGGUCCAUCCCAUCCUGUUCACAGGCACGCGGGACACGGGCAUCCGCAUCGGCGUCUCCAUGGUGGUGUGGGGACUCAUCCUGGCCUACUCUCUCACCAAAUGCAUUCUGGGAGUGAUGAGUGUGAACGAGGUGUUCAGCGGCCUCAUCCUCUCCGCCUUCUCCAUCAUGGUGUUCUGCAACCUGUCCAUCAUCUGGGUCCUCAGGAAAAGCGUGGCCGGGAAGGAGGUCAUGAAUCCGGUCAAGAGGAAGGCCUUUAAGAUGGUGAUGACGGUGCUGGCCAUCAUCAUAGGCAACUAUCUGCCGCCGGUGGCUCUAAUGCCGUUUGCGUCCACAUAUUCGUUCAUCACGUUUCGCUGUAAGAUCAGUCUGGCCGUGUUCUCCAUCAUGGACCUGAGCUGCACUGUUGAGCCUCUGCUCUACAUCUCCAAGAUGGAUCAAUCCGCCUUCUGCUCCUGCUUAAAGAGUCCCUCAAAGAAACCCAUCAAUGUGAGCGUCUGAGAUGGAUUCUGCAUCUUUUGAGACUCGACUGAUGAGGUAUGAGCAGGCCUCAGGUCAGUUUAGGCUGCGUCUGCACUAAUCCAGAUACUUCUGAAAAUUGUGUUUGGUCUAAACAAGCUCCAUGUCCACAUCACUGUCUUCACUUCUCUCCAUCAUCCACACUAGAAGGCUAUCAGUGCUCUGGUCGAGGUUCUGCGCAGCACACACACGUCAGACUCGCUCAUCUCCGCUGCUCUUUAUUUACUCUCCAUGUCUCUGAGCAGUAAAUGUGUGACUGGUCUGAUCUGAACAACAGCUCCAGUAAAUAUUCCACGUUUUUAUAACUGUGCAGAGCUGUAGCUGCUUUACUGGGCCUACUACGCUAUACUGUAUUUCAAUACUGCUCAUUUUGCUGGUA
Messenger RNA from Danio rerio (zebrafish), 1559 nucleotides. NCBI's taxonomy places the organism in Eukaryota, Metazoa, Chordata, Actinopteri, Cypriniformes, Danionidae. The record is from RefSeq and is a predicted model, not a curated record.